AUGUCUGCUGGAAAAUACUUAUUAGGGGCUGCUGCAAUUGCUGGUGGGGUCUACUACUACGACCAAAAUGUUGAACGUAUCUUGCCUAGAAAAGAACACCAACAAUUGGCACAACAAACUGCCAAAGUUGACCAAAAAGCACACGAGUGGAACAACAAAUUGACGCAAAAGAUUGAACAAGGAAAGAAGGAGUUGGACAAGAAGACCAACUCAAUCACCGAAUCAGUAAAGGAGUCUGACACCUAUCAAAAGCUUCACCAAAACAAGGAGGACUACAGGAAAUCAGUCAAGGAUGCUGCCACUCCAGAAGAUGAAAAGUCUAUUUUCAAGAGAGGUAUGCAACAAUACAUUGAUUUUGUGAACUGUCUUGGAACCAAUUCAGUCAAGACUGGUGAAACUCAAAUUUCGUCUGCUGGUGCUUUGCCAGAGGUGAAAGAGAAGCCCAUUUUUGGCAAUUGGUUUGGUAAGAGUGAUGUAGACGAGGCCAAGGAUAAGGCCGAGCAAAAGAAGGAUGAAUGGGUUUCAUGGGGAUCCAAGAAGACAGAGCAAGCCAAGGCAGAUGCUGAACAUGAAAAGAACAAGUUGUUCAACUGGGGAUCUGACAAGGCGGACGAGGCCAAAGCCGAAGCUGAGAGAAAGAAGAAUGAAUGGAGUGCUUGGGGAAACAAGAAAGCCGACCAAGUUAAGGCUGACGCUGAAAAGGAAAAGAACUCAUGGUUCAGUUGGGGAAACAAGAAGGCCGAUGAAGCUCAAGACAAAAAAGAUGACCUCGUAUCACUUGCAAACCAAAAGUUGGACGAAGCAAGCAAGGAGUUCAACAAGCAGUAUGAUGCCUCAGUAAAUGAACUCAACAGACAGUACGAGAACUUGGGCAAGGUUUUCAGUUCAACUAAGGACCAGGCCAAUGAGUCUUUCCAAGUACAGAGACAAAAGGCAGUGCAGCAGUACAAUGAAGCAUACAAGAAGUUUCAAGAGUUGAGCAAUGACUUGGCCAACGACCCAGAAAAGAACAAGAAAUUGACCAAAGCUCAAGAGGAUUUUGGUAAGUCAUUGGAACACUUGAAAUCGUAUGGUGACGAUGUGUACCAUGACGUUAAGAGCAAGUUGAGUGAAUUGUUUAAGUAG
Messenger RNA from Lodderomyces theae, 1125 nucleotides. It is a transcript of the gene CSP37, whose product is annotated as Csp37p. Bases 1 to 1125 code for a protein of 374 amino acids. The transcript has a single exon. NCBI's taxonomy places the organism in Eukaryota, Fungi, Ascomycota, Pichiomycetes, Serinales, Debaryomycetaceae. The record is from RefSeq and is a predicted model, not a curated record.